This is a messenger RNA of Penicillium odoratum, 732 nucleotides long. RefSeq lists its product as uncharacterized. The coding region runs from base 1 to 732 and encodes 243 amino acids. The transcript is spliced from 3 exons. Lineage: Eukaryota; Fungi; Ascomycota; Eurotiomycetes; Eurotiales; Aspergillaceae. The record is from RefSeq and is a predicted model, not a curated record.
AUGAAGCUCAUCGUUGCUGGUGCAACUGGUCUAGUGGGUACGGAGAUCAUCAGACAGUGCCUACAGAUGAAGGAGAUCACCCAGGUUAUCGCACUGGCUCGGAAACCCGUCCAUGUCGAAGACGGAACAGACCCGAAAUCUAAGCUCAAGAGUGUCGUGAUUCGUGACUAUGAGGAGUAUCCAGCCGAUGUGAUGGCUGAGUUCGCCGGGGCUAACGCCUGCAUAUGGACUGUCGCCGUGACACCAUUCAGGACGAGCAGCUUUGACUUCGCCGAGGUUAAGCGCGUGUGUCAAGACUGCGCUCUCGCGGGGUUCAAGGCCAUGUACAAAGCUGGUCCUGCGAAACCCUUCCGCUUCCUUUACUUCAGUGCCGAUGGCACACCUAGAGAUCCGACGAAAAAGCCAGCUAUCAUGGGUAAUUAUCAAGUCAUGCGCUGCGAAACAGAGCUCAUGGUUCUCAAAUUCCCCAAUGACUACCCUGGGGUGCAGGUCUGCAUCGCUCAGCCCGGAGUGGUCGUCAAUUCCACGUCUUUUGGGAGAUCGGUUGUGGCCUCGGCGUUCCGUGUCGUCAACACUUUCACGCGCGCAAUUCCAAAUAUCCAUCGACAAGAGCUUUCGGCAGCGGUUUUGGAUCUGGCCGUAAAUGGAUUCGAUCAGGAGACUGUUAAGAAUAAUGACCUGGUUCGUCGUGGACAGACAGUGCUGAAACAGAAUGGCAUGGCCAAGCAUUAA